Molecule: messenger RNA, 945 nt
Organism: Trichoderma aggressivum f. europaeum
Lineage: Eukaryota; Fungi; Ascomycota; Sordariomycetes; Hypocreales; Hypocreaceae
Exons: 2
Coding region: 1-945 (314 amino acids)
Biological process (GO): endoplasmic reticulum to Golgi vesicle-mediated transport; intracellular protein transport; vesicle fusion
Cellular component (GO): endomembrane system; Golgi membrane; SNARE complex
Molecular function (GO): SNARE binding; SNAP receptor activity
Source: RefSeq, a predicted model, not a curated record
AUGGCUGUCGCAUCUAUCCAGGACCGAACCGCCGAGUUCAAGUCGGUCCUCGCCCAGGCCCAGCGUCGCCAGAAUGCAAGCAAGGUGGGCUCGCAGAGGAGAUCGCUGCUCAACGACGCGCAAAAGUCUGCGGCAAACGGAGAUGCUCGGGUGAGAAGAUCAGACUUUGCCAGGAAGGCGGCGGAGAUUGGAAGAGGCAUCUCGGCCACCAUGGGCAAGCUGGAGAAGUUGGCGCAACUCGCAAAGCGCCGCACUCUCUUUGAUGACCGGCCGGUGGAAAUCAACGAGCUCACAUUCGUCAUCAAGCAAGACUUGUCGUCGCUGAACCAACAGAUCGGUGCCUUGCAAACAAUGUCGAAGCAGCAGCAUCCCAAGGCCGACCAGGAGGGCGAGCACAACAAAAACGUGGUGUACUUGCUUCAGGGCAAGUUGACCGAUGUCUCUGUGAAUUUCAAGGACGUGUUGGAGGCCCGAACAAAGAACAUCCAGGCGUCGAGGUCACGCACCGAGAACUUUAUAUCCUCAGUAUCUCAGCAUGCACAGCCGUCACUACAGCAGUCUGCCUCGCCCCUGUACGGAACUCCAAAUCGAGCAUCGCCUGCGCCUGGCAACGACACUCUCUCCUUGAACCCAGGCCCCGUGGGCGACCAGCAGUUGUUGAUGAUGGAGGAGGCCACCACUACCAAUUCGUAUAUUCAGCAGAGAGGAGAGGCCAUCGAGGCCAUUGAGAGAACAAUCAACGAGUUGGGAGGAAUCUUCAGCCAGCUGGCGACCAUGGUUUCCGAGCAGAGCGAAAUGAUUGAGCGAAUCGACGCCAACACGGAAGAUGUUGUGGACAAUGUGGACGGGGCGCAGCGCGAACUGAUGAAAUACUGGUCGCGGGUAUCGAGCAACCGGUGGCUUAUCGCCAAGAUGUUUGGAGUUUUGAUGAUUUUCUUCUUGUAA